Molecule: messenger RNA, 1126 nt
Organism: Drosophila willistoni
Lineage: Eukaryota; Metazoa; Arthropoda; Insecta; Diptera; Drosophilidae
Product: probable palmitoyltransferase ZDHHC24
Exons: 1
Coding region: 125-1000 (291 amino acids)
Biological process (GO): protein targeting to membrane; peptidyl-L-cysteine S-palmitoylation
Cellular component (GO): Golgi apparatus; endoplasmic reticulum
Molecular function (GO): protein-cysteine S-palmitoyltransferase activity
Source: RefSeq, a predicted model, not a curated record
GUCAUUAGAGUUAAAUAAAUUUACACAAUUUCUGUGUAGAAAUAUAAUUCUGUGUAAUAGAAAAUAUUAAAAUGUUUUGUUUUUCACAAUAAAUUGCAAGUAACUCCUUUAAGUAAAAGACAAUAUGUGUCUAUUCCGCAUACUCGAUAAUCGUUAUCGUCUCAUGAAGAAUCAUGGCGAUGGGAUUGUCCAUAUUUUUCAUGUGAUCUCAUUCUCGUUGCUGAUGGGCAUAACCCUUUUCUUUUUCAUCUACGAAGUGUGGUUCAUUUUACCAAUAUUGUGUGAUACAAGAAGUUGGUCAUACACAUUCAAUUGUAUGUUGUGCAUCUAUACGUUGCAUAAUAUAAUUGGUAACUUUCUGAUGUGCUGGCUAACGGAUAACUCAAUGAAGAGUUUGCCCAACUAUCGGCAGCAUCCGCCGCCAACGGAAGCCCGUUUUUGGCAUUUAUGCACCCAAUGCCAAAUGAUGGUGCCACCUCGUUCCUGGCAUUGCCAGUCCUGCAGACGGUGUACACUGAAACGGGAUCAUCAUUGCACAUUUACAGCCAAUUGCAUUGGACAUAAUAAUCAUCGGUAUUUCAUAUGCAUGCUGUUCCAUUUGAGUGUGGGCUGUGGUAUUUGUUUGGUUUUCAAUACGAUUGAGUCGUACUAUGCGAAAUCAUUGUUCUUUGCCGACUCACUCAUAUUAUUUAGCAUCUGGGGCCUAAUUAGGCAAGAAAUUGUGGAUGAACAUUUCUGGCAUAUAGUUAGUUCCUGCAUUAUCAAAUUGAAUUUCUUUUUAACUGUAUUGGCCAUUGCACAAUUGGUAUAUCAACUGAUUAUGCUUUCACGGAAUAGCACAUGCCAUCGUUUCAAGGAUUGCAUCUAUGACCAGGGAUUUAAGAAGAAUGUGGAAUUAAUUAUGGGCAGACGCAAGUUUUGGGUAUUGUUAUCGCCCUUCAUGGAUAGCCCCCUGCCCCAUGAUGGAACUCAAUGGCAGCUGGCCAAACAUUACCUUUAAUAUCAUGCACAUGAACCAUUUAUUCAUUGUUCUAGUCACAAAGACUCAUACAGUAUGUGUACAUCUAAAUACAAAUGUUCCCAUCAUUGGCCAGAAAUAGAGUUUUACGCUUCAUUUAAUCGGCAA